This is a messenger RNA of Mytilus californianus (California mussel), 3136 nucleotides long. RefSeq names its product charged multivesicular body protein 3-like. Lineage: Eukaryota; Metazoa; Mollusca; Bivalvia; Mytilida; Mytilidae. Bases 58 to 714 code for a protein of 218 amino acids. Gene Ontology annotation, biological process: endosome transport via multivesicular body sorting pathway; late endosome to vacuole transport; protein transport. The record is from RefSeq and is a predicted model, not a curated record. Gene Ontology annotation, cellular component: ESCRT III complex; multivesicular body. The transcript is spliced from 6 exons.
ACUUCCUGUUGUUGCUUUUCCUGUUAUUAUUAUUUUAGCCGAUGAUCAUAUUACAUUAUGGGUCUGUUUGGAAAAUCAAAUGAAAAAUCGCCAAAAGAUAUGGUGAAUGAAUGGACACACAAAUUACGUAAGGAGGGUUUUAACAUAGACCGACAGAUCAAAGGUAUACAGAGAGAGGAAGAGAAAGCAAAACGUCAUCUGAAAGAUGCAGCCAAAAAGGGAGAAAAGGGAGCUUGUAAAAUUCUGGCUAGUGAAAUUGUCAAAUCACGAAAAGUUGUGAAUAAACUAUAUGCAUCAAAGGCACAUAUGAAUUCUGUAUCUAUGAACAUGAAAAAUCAACUAGCAACAUUGCGAAUAGCUGGAGCUCUUGAGAAAAGUACAGAUGUGAUGAAAAGCAUGCAGGCAUUAGUAAAACUACCAGAAAUUCAACGUACCAUGAUGGAAAUGUCAAAAGAAAUGAUGAAGGCUGGUAUAUUGGAGGAAAUGAUAGAAGAUACAAUGGAAGGCUUAGAUGAUGAAGAUAUGGAUGAUGAAAUUGAUACAGAAGUUGCCAAAGUUUUAGAUGAACUCACAAGUGGUGUAUUAGAUAAGGCACCAGACGCCCUGGCUGACACACUGCCAUCAGCAACAGUAGAGGCAGAGGGCGCCACUGCAUUGAGUGAAGAUGAGGGAGAGGAAGAUCUGACAAGUCGAUUGGAAGCUUUAAAGAGCUAAUGUUAAUCAUGUGACUUAUUUGUUAUUGUGAUAUUUUAUACUUGUUGACAUUAUUUAUUAUACCAUUAUUGAUAGCAUGCCUGGCUUGGGUCAUAUACACAAGUUACAUCCUUCACAUUAACAAUUUCAGGAAUAUUGUUUUGAAUACAUAUACCUGUUUUAUGAACUUUUGUAGGUUAUGUGGCUAGAAAUCCAUUUACUACCAGAACUAAUAGAAAAAACAAUGUAGUACUUGCUUUAUGUUUUGAAUACUGUUUACCAUGAUGGCUAGAUAUGUUCAGUUCUAUUGAUAUUAUCUUCACAAAUUAAUAAGGAAUUGCAACAGUAAUUAAAGUCAAAGAACAAAAAUUAUUUUCUUAAACUGUUAGAUGAUUUUAAAACGUUUAUGAUGUGUUUUGUUAUUUUAUUUUAAUAUGCAUUAUGAAACAAGCAAAAUUAUCUAUUUCAUAUGAAAUUAAAUAAUAAUGUUUAACAGAUCAAUCAUAUAGUUAAUCAGUGUGUCUGACAUACAUAAAUAUUAUGAACAAAUGCAGUAGGUACCAAUAAUAUAUGUCCUUUGAAAACCACGACCUGCAAACACAUUUAUAUUUGACUUUAAGGGAGGGAGGGAGAUAAUAAUUUAUAUAUUUGUGUUUUGAACAUUAUAUUCUUUUCAUAUCAUAACUUUGGAAUAUAGGAAAAGAAAUGUCUAUUGAAAAACAUUGUUCAAAGUUUUUUUUAAUUUUAAAUAACAGAAUAUGUGUAGCCUAGUGAUAUAGCAAGAAGAGCAUAAACUGUUGAUUUAUGAUCCGAUUUAGUUUGUAAAAUAAGCUUUAUAAUGUUAAAAUAUUUAUAAAAAGUUUUGUUAUUCUCUUCAUUUGUUUUUAAAAUCAAAAAGUUUAUUUUCCAUAAAAUUAUGUUAUAAUAAAGUGAAUUUUUUCAGGCAAGUUUCUCUUGAAACAAGCUUAUUUCUAAAAUUCACAUGAAAUUAUGUGUUCCAGCUAGGUCGUUUUCACAGGGCGGUCCGCCCGCCCUUUCCCGAGUGCCGCCCUGUGCCCUUUUUACAGUUUGCAGGGCGCCCUGCCUUUUUUGAAGAUCGAUUGGUAUAUUAUUUUGUUCAUAUUGAUAUGAUCAGCCAAUUACGAAAAUUUACCUGGCGACAAGUAUAUGACUUUGUUUACGACCCCAAGCUAAUCAACGGUUACAACAGGUGUCAUAAUCUGUUGUUAUAGGUAAUCCGUUUAUCGGAUGGGUCAUUUAAUGAUCAUCAACAUUAAUUCAUUCAAAUAGAAUCGGUCAGUCGGCAUUUCUCUUUGAACUUGAAGAAAUGUUCAUACAACUUGGGCACAAUUAGCAAUGUUUACCGUAGUUUCAUGGAGAAAACGUACUUGACAGAAAUUCGAAAACCAUAAUCAACUCGUUAAAAACAUUGCUCUUAUUGUUUUCCGUGAAAUAAAUAGCAAAUUAAGACGUAUUUUUCAUUGACUGCCUUCAUUUUUUACACAAAAAUAACAAAAUCGGCCGCCAUAUUGUUGAUCAUAUUUACAUCUUCUACGUACUGUUUAUUAUCCUCCAAAGAAGGAGCACACCCAAAUAAAGAAAGAUAACUCAAUCUUAUUUUUUCCUAGCAUUGAGUAACCUACUAAGAUAUAAUAAAAUAUGUCUUCAUACUUCUGGCUUUAGAAUUUAUAUGUUUAGGUGUUUUGAGUUAUGGGAAAAGUUAAAGAGGGUCUUAGUAGCAGGGUUGGUAGGGUGCCUUGGUCAUCUUUUUCUGUAUUUUUUAUUUUCAAUCCAAAUGUUCACUGUUCACUAUAUCCUAACAUUGUGCAUUUACAGCUGUUUUGUGCUGUAUUGCCAUUAAGCACAGAAAAGGUAGAAAGGUGAAACUUGUAAAGUGUGUCAGACCAUAGAAACAGAAUGAAGCAGGACAUUUUUCAAAAAAUACUGCAUAUAAAGCUUAACUGUGCCAAGCAAUGAUUUAAAACUUGUGUCACAAGCUGCUUGACAAGUUUUCAGCCUAAAAAGUAGAAAGAUAGUUUUUCUCUGGGCUAAUGAUGUUGUUCUUGUAUAUUUAUAACCAGUGAUCCAAUGAACAAACAAUGUUUGAUUAUAAUCUUUAUUAAAACAUGCCCUUUUCAUAUUAUCAUAUCACGCGUUAAAUGCCCUUUUUCAGGAUUGGCACCCUGCCCUUUUGAAAUCCUAGCUGGAACACUGAAAUUAAUAAAAAAGGAAUACAUGUAAAAUUGAUUUCUUGUGAACAAAAUUAAAGCUUAUUGCACACGAAAUUUAUGUCAAAUCUUGUGAAAUCAUGUGAGUGAAAUUUGCCUGUUUACACAGUGUCAGUAUUCUAUGUUUAUUAUGUGAAAUUUCUAAGUUCAUAAAAGAUCAUUACUUAUUACAAGAAAAAUAGCAUUUGUAUUAUAGAAUAAAUCGUUUUAUAAUA